AUGUCGUCAUCGGCACCGCCACCCACGGUCGACGCGCCUGACGAGCCGCAGAGCGAUACAUCCAAGUUGCGAACGUUUCUGGGGAUUUUGAAGAAGUUUAUCGGCGUUUCAGACCUGGCAGCAGUUAGAUUCUCGCUGCCGUCACAGUUGCUCGAGCCUACCCCGAACCUGGAAUACUGGACCUAUAUCGAUGCCCCCAAUGCCUUCGUUGCCAUGGGCACUUCCGACGAUCCUCUGGAUCGAAUGCUCGAAGUCGUGCGCUUCUGGCUGACCAAGGAUCUGAAAUACGCCAAAGGAAGGCCAUGCAAGCCCUACAACUCGUGCUUGGGCGAAUUCUUCAGGUGUAACUGGGAAACCGAGGAUAACGCUCCGAAAAUCAACACAUCGAGCCUUCAGCAAACUAAUGGCGCCUCCAAGGGUGGUCUUUCGACAUUGAAGGCUUCCGCCAAGAGCAGUAAGAACGCUUCCGCCGUUUCGCUUUCGGUUCCUCAGCAUGGCGCUGCAAAUGACGACAAGCUCGUCCGUGUCUCCUAUCUUACGGAGCAGACAUCUCACCAUCCUCCCGUGAGCGCCUUCAACGUCACCUGCCCCGAGAAGGGUAUCACUGCCCGUGGCUUCGAUCAGAUCACUGCCAAGUUCACCGGCACCUCCGUCAAGGUCCUCCCUGGCGAGCACAACAUGGGCAUCUUCAUCACCCUCGACAAGCGUGACGGCGAGACCUACCAACUUACGCACCCGGCUGCGCACCUCGGUGGUCUUCUCCGCGGAGCUCUGAGUGUCUCGGUCAGCGAGUUCGCAUAUAUCACCUGCCCCAAGACCAAGAUCAAGGUCAUCCUACACUACGUGGAGGAGGGUUGGUUGGGACGCACAACCAACAAGAUCGACGGUGUUGUUUUUAAGUACGACCCUGAGAAUGAUGACAAGUCUAGGGUUCAGGACGUUCCUGAAGAGGAUGUCCUCGCCCGGUUGAGCGGGCCAUGGAAGGAGAAGGUCGUUUUCACUCUUGGCCCCAGACCUGUUAAAUCUGUACCAGUUGAAGAGCAGUACACAAUUAUCGACAUUGCGCCUCUCAAUGUCGCGCCCAAGAUUAUCCCUCCCAAGGAGAAGCAGCUGCCCAAUGAGUCCCUGACCCUCUGGGGUGGUGUCACAGAUGCUAUCCAUGCCAAGCAAUACGGCAAGGCCACACAGGUCAAAGUUGAACUGGAAGAAGCUCAGCGUGAAAAGGCCCGCCAGCGCGAGGCCAACAAAGAAACAUGGCAGCCUGUCUUUUUCAAGCAUGUCACUGGUAACGAUGGUAAGCCUGACCUCACCGACAAGGGCCGCGAGGUCCUCGAGAGGGCACAGAAGGGCGACUGGUCCCUUGAGGACGUCAUGUAA
Messenger RNA from Fusarium sp. VM40, 1377 nucleotides. The record is from the annotation of a GenBank genome assembly. NCBI's taxonomy places the organism in Eukaryota, Fungi, Ascomycota, Sordariomycetes, Hypocreales, Nectriaceae.